GCUGUGGUGGCAACAUCUUCUCUGUUAAGGCCAAAGAGGGGGUGGUGGGGUAUAGAUGUCCCCAUUCUUUUAUCAGCACGAGAAAAUCCACACCUUUCUUUAUCAGCCAUAGCAUUCUUAAAUUCCCGCUUCUUAUUGAAUUCCUGUCUCUUUCUUUACUCUUAAGAGGGAAACUGUGUGUAUCCUCUGUGUGUGUACAUCAAAUAGAGUUAUGUCUACAGAAGAAGAAAAAGUGAGUUUAGAGAGAGAAAAUGUAGUAGAGAAAGAGAGUGAAGAAUUAGUAGAAGGUAGAAAGUGUGUAAAAGGGGGAGGAGUUAAAGCCGGCGUUGUGGUGGUAAUGGACACUCCAGAGAGGAAAAAGAACCAGAUCGCAACACCUAUUUCCAAAUUUGAGGAGUCCCCCGUUUUUAAUUUCCUUAACAACCUUUCCCCCAUCAAACUAGAUAAGUCCGCACACUUUACUCAGACGCUCAAUUCCCUUAGUUUUGCAUCUAUACCGUCUGUGUUCACCUCACCUCAUGUCAGCUCCAUAAGGGAAUCUAGAUUCCUAAGAAGGCACCUGCUCUCAGAUCCAUCAAAACCGGAGUUUGCUUCUGAUAAUGGUGUUAAAGUUGAUACUGAUGAGGGUAUGUUAGAUACUGUAAAUAACUCAAUUGAGCCCAAGGAAAGUUUUGGUUGUGGGAUUUCUGGGGGUGAAGCACCGGCUUCACCAUCCCAUGAAUGCUCAAAGCUUGCAGUUGAGCUUGCAAGAAGUCUAAAUUAUGAGUGCAGCAGUCCCAGUACUUUACCGACUGGGGGCAUAAGAGGUAAGAGUUUGUCAGAAUUUGCUGGUACUUCUGUGACAUAUGUCCCUUUGGUACAAGAGAUAUCUGGAAAAGGUUUGCUGAGAUGUGAGGUUAAUAUGGACGGGACAAAUGAAAUUGUUCAAGAUAAAGAAGAAGCUUCAGGAUGUGAUUGGGAGAGUUUGAUUACUGAUGCUACCGAUCUACUAAUCUUUGACUCACCUGGUGACCCUGAGGCUUUCACGAAAGCAUCAGGUCCUAAUUUUAGGACUUUUGAAUAUGUCUCAAAUGAAAUGCAGAAUGUGCAACAUUUUAGUCAGGUUAGUACCAGUGAAUGUGGUGGAGAUGGAAGUGAAACAGAGAAACCAUCUACUCAACCCGGGGAGGAAAGUCAACUCAAGGAAUAUGCUGACGCUGAAAACACGAAACCUGAUGCUUCUCUAACCAAUGACAGCAUGUGUGUCGGUCAAAGUGAAAAAAAUGAUAAUGAGAUGGUCUCUGCUUUAUACCGUGGAAUGAGAAGACGCUGUCUAGUGUUCGAGAUGGUGGGACCUCGAAGAAAGCAUAUAGAUGAAGGUUCUGGUUCUUCUGCUGCACAAGAAGCUGAUGGGAACGUUGCCUCCAACGAUAAGCAACUAGUACCUUCUAAGACUGUAAAUGAAUAUCCACGAUGCACUUUACCUGGAAUUGGCUUGCAUUUGAAUUCCCUUACAGCAUCCUCAAAAGAUGGCAAAGUUGUCAAGCAAGAAGCUAAUGCUUCCGGCAAACAGCUUGUAAUAGCAUCUGGCUCAUCUAUCAAUCUUCAUUCUUUGGUUACUGGUCAAGAAUCUCUGGUUAAAUCUCUGCCUGAAACCUCUAGAGGAGGAGAAAUUGUUCCUUUUGAGAAUAGUUUACCCCUUAUGGAGGAUGUUCUCCAGGCACCUGGAUAUGUAAAUAGUGAAGAGCCUAACCAGACUAGUCCGAAGAAAAAGAGGCGUCGAUUGGAAACUGGAGAAAGUGAAUCAUGCAAGCGCUGUAACUGUAAAAAAUCAAAAUGCUUGAAACUUUACUGUGAAUGUUUUGCUGCUGGAGUCUACUGUGUGGAGCCAUGUGCAUGUCAAGACUGCUUCAACAAGCCUAUUCAUGAAGAUACUGUCCUUGCAACUCGCAAACAGAUCGAAUCACGAAACCCUCUUGCUUUUGCUCCUAAAGUGAUAAGGACCACCGACUCUCUUUCUGAAACAACAGGGGAUGAUUCCAGCAAGACUCCUGCCUCAGCUCGUCACAAGAGAGGAUGCAACUGCAAGAAAUCUGGCUGCCUGAAGAAAUAUUGUGAAUGCUAUCAGGUCCAA
This is a messenger RNA of Nicotiana tabacum (common tobacco), 2113 nucleotides long. NCBI's taxonomy places the organism in Eukaryota, Viridiplantae, Streptophyta, Magnoliopsida, Solanales, Solanaceae. The record is from RefSeq and is a predicted model, not a curated record.